Spinacia oleracea (spinach) is the source of this 1957-nucleotide messenger RNA. RefSeq names its product putative nucleobase-ascorbate transporter 10. The coding region runs from base 164 to 1798 and encodes 544 amino acids. Gene Ontology annotation, cellular component: membrane. Gene Ontology annotation, biological process: transmembrane transport. Gene Ontology annotation, molecular function: transmembrane transporter activity. NCBI's taxonomy places the organism in Eukaryota, Viridiplantae, Streptophyta, Magnoliopsida, Caryophyllales, Amaranthaceae. The record is from RefSeq and is a predicted model, not a curated record. The transcript is spliced from 15 exons.
AAGAAUGGGAAAUCAGUGGAAUAGGAGUAUGGGAGGUUACAGAGGAGGUGGUCACUGGGGAAUAGGUAGGAAGAGAACAGAAGAUGGUGGUUUAAUCUCUUGCAACAUGGUUUUUGUUAAGUUUGACCUUGACUCUAGGUAAAGAUAGAGAUUGGGAAAAAAGAUGUCUGGAGGUGGAAAUGUUGGUUGUGGAAAUGCCGGUGGCGGAAAUAACACAGUUGCGGUCCAAGAAGUGAAGCCACAUCCAGUUAUGGAGACUCUCUCUGGCAUUCAAUACUGCAUCAACACCAAUCCUCCUUUAUUUGAAUCCAUUAUACUUGGGUUUCAACAUUCUUUCUUGACACUUGGGAUUAUUACUGUAAUCUCAUCUUUGACAGUCCCUCAAAUGGGUGGCUCCAAUCAUGACAAGGCAAAGGUGAUCCAAAGCAUGAUGUUUGUAUCAGGAACCAGCACAUUGCUGCAAACAUUAGUAGGUACUCGUCUUCCUGUUGCUAUUGGCGCUUCUCAUGCCUUCGUCAUCCCAAUGACAACAAUAGUACUCACUACGAGACUGUCGUGUAUAAAUCAACCUCAAUUCCUUGACCAGACAUUUGAGAAAACAAUGGCAGAAAUGCAAGGCGCUUUGCUCGUUUCAUCUGUUGUCCAAAUUAUCCUUGGUUUCUCUGGAAUAUGGAGAAUCUUUGUAAGGUAUCUAAGCCCCCUGUCCAUGGUUCCACUCAUAACAUUUACUGGCCUCGGACUUUAUUCUCUCGGCUUUCCCAUGCUGGCAGAUUGUGUAGAAAUUGGGCUUCCCCAUUUAAUUUUAUUGCUUAUAUUUUCUCAGUAUAUGUCAGGUUUUUUGAAGACAAGUAGGCUUAUAUUUGACCGAUAUGCAAUCAUAUUUACCACGGCAAUCAUUUGGAUUUAUGCCUUAAUCCUCACUGCAAGUGGUGUGCAUAACCACAGACCACCAGCCACACAGCUAAGUUGCCGGACAGAUCGUGCAGGAUUAAUGCUUGAAGCUGAUUGGGUAUAUUUACCAAGACCAUUUCAGUGGGGAAAACCAACUGUUAACAUGAGAGAAGCUACACCAAUAGUAUUUGCUGGACUAGUGGCACUAAUUGAGAGUACUGGUACAUUUAUAGCAGCUGCAAGAUAUGGAAGUGCUACGCCUGUGCCUCCGUCAGUAAUCAGCCGGGGGACUUUCUGGCUGGGAAUCGGGACAUUGCUGAAUGCUGUAUUUGGUGCUGUCGCAGGCCCUACUGCUUCAGUAGAAAGUGCUGGCCUGCUUGGAUUGACUAGAAUUGGAAGUAGAAGAGUUAUCCAGAUUUCUGCUGGUUUUAUGCUUUUUUUCUCAAUAUUUGGGAAAUUCACAGCUUUUUUCGCUUCUGUGCCAUUUUCCAUCAUGGCAGCUACCUAUUGCAUUCUCUAUGCCUAUGUCUCCUCUGCAGGUCUGAAUCACCUUCAGUUUUGUAACUUGAAUAGUUUCAGAACAUUAUUUAUAUUAGGCUUCUCUUCAUUCAUGGCGAUUUCCGUGCCACAACAAUUCAGAGAUUAUCUACUCACAUCAAAUUCAGGCCAACUUCCCACCCGCUCAAAAUGGUUCUUUGACACGUUGGCGACCAUCUUCGUAUCAUCUCCAGCAGUGGCGAUAAUGGUAGCUAUUCUGCUAGAUAACACUAUAAGCGAGGAAGAGGCUUUGAGGAAUGAUAGCGGGAAACGCUGGUGGGAGAGGUUUAUACAGUUUACUAAAGACAUUAGAAAUGCUGAAUUCUACUCUCUGCCUUGCGAACUUGGCAAUUGUUUCCCUUCCUUGUAGUCUAAAAGCUCAAGUUUUGAUCCAUCGUUUUAACUUUCCAUAGAAAAUGGAGCAUGCCUAAUUUUCUUUUACUAACGAUUUGUUUGGUACAAAGGAAUUGGAAAGCAAAGAAGAGAAAGGAAAAGAAAAAUAUAGUUUCCUGUUUUUGGUUCCGUAAAA